Necator americanus (New World hookworm) is the source of this 966-nucleotide messenger RNA. RefSeq lists its product as uncharacterized. NCBI's taxonomy places the organism in Eukaryota, Metazoa, Nematoda, Chromadorea, Rhabditida, Ancylostomatidae. The transcript has 10 exons. Gene Ontology annotation, biological process: chondroitin sulfate proteoglycan biosynthetic process; carbohydrate metabolic process. Gene Ontology annotation, cellular component: Golgi membrane. Bases 1 to 966 code for a protein of 321 amino acids. The record is from RefSeq and is a predicted model, not a curated record. Gene Ontology annotation, molecular function: galactosylgalactosylxylosylprotein 3-beta-glucuronosyltransferase activity.
AUGUGUACUAAGCGGUGGUUCUUCAACUGUAAAUGGCAAGUUCUACAUGAAGCAGAGAUGUUCAAGCGACGACCACUUCGUGUCUGUUUAACUUCCGGUUUGUUUUUGGUGAUUCUUGCCACGAUAAGCUUCGCAGCCACGAUUUUCCACCCUCUUUUCCCUGCGGAAACAUUUUUCUCCUGGCUUCAGAUUGAGAGGAAUCCGAAAAAUCUACUACCACUCAUUAUUGUAAUCACUCCAACCUACAAGAGACCUACUCGUUUUGCGGAUUUGACAAGGAUGUCGUAUACACUGCGUAUGGUUCCGCAUCUUCAUUGGAUAUUGGUUGAAGACGCUAACGAGACAGUAUCGUACGUGUGGAAGAUUCUUGAAAGAUCUGAAGUACCAUUCACAUAUUUGGCGGCUGAAACUGUAAAAGGAUAUCCACGACGUGGCUGGUAUCAAAGAAACACAGCUCUAUGGUAUCUUAGGAACGAAUCCGAACAUUUAAUGGAAAAAUAUCAUGAUGGUGUAGUUUACUUUGCCGAUGACGACAAUUCAUACGAUAUCAGAGUGUUCACGGACUACAUUCGAAAUGUGAAGAGGCUAGGAAUGUGGGCCGUCGCCUUAUCCGGUGGUAGACCUGUUGAGUACCCAGUGGUAAGAAAUGGGACAGUUAUAGACUUCGAGGCAUGGUUACCAUCUCGUCGAUUUGCAGUGGAUAUGGCCGGUUUCGCAGUGAAUCUGAAAGAAAUAUUGAAUUCAACCGUUGUGUUCGGAAAAACUUGCAAAGAAGGCAUGGGUUCGCCGGAAACGUGUUUUUUAAGCAAUCUAGGUUUUAAUAGAUCGGAUAUAGAGCCAUUUGGAUGGGAUACUGAGGAAGAAGAGCAGGAAAUACUUGUUUGGCAUACGAAGACAGUAAAUAUGAAGUUUAAUGAAACGUUAUAUCCGAAUCUUUCAUAUGCUUUCGAAUUCGGCAAAAAGUGA